AUGAACACUCUCAUCACCCUGAUUCUCGCUGCGUCCGCAGCCAUGGGAGCCGCCAUCAGCCCUUCCGAAGGAUCGGCAUUGGACUCCAGGGCAUGCUGCUCGGUCACGAUCUGCACCGGACUCUCUCUCGACGGCGACUGCUACACUGGCUGCUACCCCAAGAUAGACGAGGUGUACCCAGACGCAUCCUGGCAAGGGAGCGCGGGCUCCUUCAGGGUGUCUACCCCGGACUGUAGCUGCUUCCCACGACCUCGGGAUGGAAAGGCGAGUUACUGCAGUGUUGCGGGCAAUGGCAACCUCGGAUAUUGUGUGAACAACCUCGGAUCGUUCCACUGUGAAUUCUAG
This is a messenger RNA of Diaporthe citri, 345 nucleotides long. RefSeq lists its product as uncharacterized. The record is from RefSeq and is a predicted model, not a curated record. NCBI's taxonomy places the organism in Eukaryota, Fungi, Ascomycota, Sordariomycetes, Diaporthales, Diaporthaceae. The coding region runs from base 1 to 345 and encodes 114 amino acids. The transcript is spliced from 3 exons.